This is a messenger RNA of Sparassis crispa, 777 nucleotides long. Its product is annotated as SGNH hydrolase. NCBI's taxonomy places the organism in Eukaryota, Fungi, Basidiomycota, Agaricomycetes, Polyporales, Sparassidaceae. The transcript is spliced from 5 exons. Gene Ontology annotation, molecular function: lipase activity. Bases 1 to 777 code for a protein of 258 amino acids. The record is from RefSeq and is a predicted model, not a curated record. Gene Ontology annotation, biological process: lipid metabolic process.
AUGGCUGCCUACGUCCAAGACGUGAUCAUGCUCCUCGGCGACUCCCUCACCCAGGGCGGCUGGGAGGCAGGCGGCUUCGCCCAGCGACUUGCAUUCGUGUACAACCGCAAGCUGGACGUGCUCAACCGCGGCAUGUCCGGGUACAACACCGAGUGGAUCAAGCCCGUCUUCGAGCAGUGCUUCGCAAACCAGGCCCAGCAGCAGCACGUCCCCAAGGUGCGCCUGCUCACCAUCUGGCUCGGCGCGAACGACGCCGCGCUCCCCCCCACGGCACAGCACGUCCCGCUCCCAAAGUUCGCUGCGAACCUCGCCGAGCUCAUCCACGCCGUGACCAAUCCCUCCUCUCCACGCUACGCCCCCGCGACCCGCAUCCUGCUCAUCACCCCGCCGCCCGUGGGCCCCGAGCAGUGGCUCGCGCACAUCCGCGAGAACGACCCCGCGCGCGAGCUCGACCGCAAGUUCGAGGUCACCCGCCAGUACGCGGACGCUGUCAAGGACGUCGGCGCGCGCGAGGGUGUGCCCGUCGUCGACAUCUGGACGCGCUUCUGGGAGGCGUGCGGCGAGGACGUGGCGCGCCUCUCAGAGCUCCUCACCGACGGCCUCCACCUCAACGCGCGGGGGUAUGAGCUCAUGUUCAACGAGCUCAUUAAGGUCGUCAGCGACAAGUACCCUGAGCUCCACUACGACAAUCUCCCGACUGUCUUCAUUCCAUUCGCCGAAAUCGACCCCACGAAUCCCCGCCCACACCUGAACAAGCGGGAGAUAUUUGGGAAUUAA